AUGUGGCUCAAAGGCCCACAACUUCUCUGGCAGCCAGAUCACACACCGGAAACAAACAACGGUCAACAGACUUAUGACAUCAGUGAUGAAGAUCCUGAAGUGCGCAACAAAUCUUGCGUGUUUGCAACAGACAUCAAAAAACGCAAACCAAGUCCAGAUAACCCGUCUGGCCACCUAGGCUCUAAAAGGUUUCUAAGGUUCUCGUCAUGGACCUCCCUCAGACGAGCAGUAGCAAACCUUAUACUGAAGAUACAGUCCUACAAGACUAAUUGUAAAGAAGUUACCGAUGUAAGACUUACACCCAAGAUCCUGGAACGUGCAGAGAAUCAUAUACUUCGCACAGUACAAAAGGACGCUUUUCCCAAGGAACUCAAAAAAUUAUCGCCAACAGACACUGGUGGUAAUGAGUUGAGAAAAGAUAGCCCUCUCUAUCGACUGAAUACAUUUAUGGAUGAAGAUCAACUACUCCGUGUUGGUGGAAGAAUUCGCAGAGCAGAUCUCGAACUAUCCAGUUGCCAUCCAAUAGUAUUGCCAAAGAACAAUCACAUCUCACAACUCAUCGUAGAACAUGUGCACCAAGAAACACAACACCAAGGCCGACAUCUCACACUGGCUGCAGUAAGAGCCAAAGGCUACUGGAUACUUGGUUUGUACAACCUAGUACGCAGCAUAUUACAUAAAUGCACAACAUGUAGAAUAUUACGAGCAAAACCGUUGACUCAAGUAAUGGCAGACCUACCUGCAGACGGAAUGGCUAACACCCCACCUUUCACUAACGUCGGUAUGGACGUCAUUGGUCCGUGGAACAUAGUAUCUAGGAGGACCAGAGGCGGAGCAUCAGGAGUUAAACGAUGGGCAGUUAUCUUUGUUUGUCUAUACACAACAGCAAUACACAUAGAAAUAAUUGAUUCAAUGGACACUUCUGCAUUCAUAAACGCUCUUCGUCGUUUCAUGGCCAUCCGUGGUCCUGUUAAAAGACUGCGUUGUGAUCAAGGCACGAAUUUCAUAGGUGCAAAGAAUGAGCUCAAUGCCGCCAUCAAGGAACUUAACCAGAAGCAGAUACAGAAGUUCCUUACAUACCACAAAUGUGAAUGGAUUCUGAACCCACCCCAUGCUUCACAUUUUGGAGGCACAGUGAGACGUAUUCUAGAAUCCAUGCACGUACAGCUUGGAAGACCACAGUUCACACAUGACACUCUCACGACCCUCAUGGCGGAAGUAUGUGCUGUGGUCAAUGCGAAGCCUAUAACCACCAUACCGUCUGAUGCCAAUGAUCCACAAGCACUUAGUCCAGAUAUGAUCCUGACCAUGAAACCACACUCGCUGCCCCCACCCCCAGGAGAUUUUGUACAACAAGACCUCUACAGUAGAAAGCAGUGGCGACGUACACAAUAUCUAGCCGAUCAGUUUUGGAUUCGGUGGCGGAAAGAAUUUCUGCAGAUCCGUCAAACAAGGCGCAAAUGGAAUGAAACAACCCUAAACAUCAAGGAAGGUGACAUUGUUCUGCUACGUGACAAAGAACACUGUCGAAACAACUGGCCACUAGCUCGCAUAAUCAAGGUGUACCCCAGUGACGACAACCUAGUGAGGAAAGCUGACGUGAUGGUCUGUCGUGAUAACACCAGACGUGUCUACCAAAGGCCGAUUAGUGAACUUGUUUUAAUUCAGAGAAACAACAAGAUGGACAUUUAA
Molecule: messenger RNA, 1692 nt
Organism: Saccoglossus kowalevskii
Lineage: Eukaryota; Metazoa; Hemichordata; Enteropneusta; Harrimaniidae
Source: RefSeq, a predicted model, not a curated record